Molecule: messenger RNA, 3642 nt
Organism: Papaver somniferum (opium poppy)
Lineage: Eukaryota; Viridiplantae; Streptophyta; Magnoliopsida; Ranunculales; Papaveraceae
Exons: 6
Coding region: 132-2888 (918 amino acids)
Source: RefSeq, a predicted model, not a curated record
AAAAGGAUUAGCAAGGAUUUUUUUUUACUUUUUCUUCUCUCCAAAAUCGAAACCCUAGAACAAAAAACUACUGACAAAUUACCAUCUCAAAUUUGGGGAAAACUUUCUACUCGCAUUAAUCAGAUUUCAAGAUGGAAGAUAUGGAAAAGCUUAUUAAAGAACUAGAUGAUGCUAAAGGUAAAAUAGAGAAGCUGGAAGCUGAAUGUCAAACCAAAGAAGAUUUGUCUGAGAGAUUAAAGAGAGCUCGUGAUGAACAGGUGGCUAAGAUUAGAGAAGCAAAUCUGGAGAUUGAUAAACAAGCUCGAGAAUUAAGUGCAAAGACUGCUGACUUCUUAGAUACCAAGCAAAUGUAUGAAGAUAUUAAGAAUAGUAUGGAUGAAAAAGAAUCUGCAGUUAAACAUUUGCGUGCUGUCAAUGAGAAACUUCGAUCUGAUUAUGAAGAGAAGUUGGAGAAAUUGGAAGGGGACACGAGAAAAUUGUUAGUUGCUUUGGAUGAGUCAAAUAUGAAGAGUGAGGAACAAGAGCAGAAGGUUAACAGUUUUAAAGAGGAGAUUGCAGGUCUUAAGGAACUCUUAAAUGUGACAAAGAAAAAGUGUUCUGAAGCUGAACAAAGGGCAAAUGGGAGUAAAGAUCUGAGAAAGAGAGAAGACAUGUGUAUCCAACUUGAAGAGGAAAAUAGCAAGUUUAAGGAUCAGCUUAAAUGGAAGAUGGAGCAGUUUGAGCAUCUCCAAGAAGCGCACAACAAAAUCCAAGACGAGUUUCGGUUGAGUAAGAAGGAAUGGGCUAAGGAAAAAUCAAACCUCAUCGAUGAGAUUUCUUCAUCACAAACAAGUUUGAAUUCACAAAUUAGAAUCUCUGAAAGUCUUCAAAGUCGGUUGGAGAUGUGCAAUCAAGCUCUUGCCCACGAGGAAAGCCGAAGGAAGUUACUCGAAGUUCAACUUUCUGAAUCAAAACAGUCUUAUGAGAAUGUCUUUGCAGAUUACCAAGAAGCAAAUUCAAAGGUUGACAUUCUGACAGCUCAAAGGGAUGAAGAAAUUGCAUCACUGAGAAACUCGUUGGGGACGAAACAAACUUUAUCGAAAGAGAUGGAGUUCAGAAUAGGCCAACUCGAGGAAGAAAAUCGGGAGUUGCGGGGAUCUCUUAAAGAAUUUCAGGAAGCUCGGAUCCAAGAUGCCGGAGCAGCUUCUUCGCUGUUGAAGAUACGUAACAAGCUUAAAGGUUUGGAGCAAGUUCACAAGGAAUGCUCCGUGAAUUUGAAAGCUAGAGAAUCUGAAUUGGCUUUGGAAGAGAAACAAGUCCAGGACCUGCAGAUGGAGCUCGAACACACUACUUCAAAAAUAUUACAUUUGAAGCUCAAUAAUGAAGAAAUGUCUGUGUUACUUAACAAACUUAGUGGUUUGGAGCAAGUUCACAAGGAAUGUUCUGUGCAUCUGAAAGCAAGAGAAUCUGAAUUGGAUUUGAAGGAGAAACAAAUCCAGGACCUGCAGAUGGAACUAGAACAGUGCAAUAUGACGAUAUUACAACUAAAGCUCGAUAAUGAAGAAAUGUCCGUGUUGCUCAUGGUGUACAAAUCAGGAUUUUCAGAUGCUCAAUCAAAUCUGUCGAACUCGAAAGCUGCAACGGAACUUUGCGACUUCGAGAAAGAAGAGCAAAUUGCUCGGCUAAUGGAGCAGUUGGAUGAGAAGAACAGCUCCCUGGAAAAAGCCUAUGCUGAAAUGGAAGAAUGUCGUCAGACUGUAACAUCACUGGAGAAGAAGAUCGAGUCAUUGAAUGCAUCAAACAUGUCGAACUCGAAAGUUGAGAUGGAACUCCACAGCAAGGAGAAAGACGAAAAAAUUGCUGAUCUGAUAGGUCAGCUGGAGGAAAAGAAGAAUUCAUUGUUGAAAGCCUAUGAUGAGAUUGAAAAGUAUCGUGACAUUGCUUCAUCAUUAGAGAAGAAGAGUGAGUUGUUGGAAGUGUCUGAGCAGAAGCAUUCCGCUAUGCAGACCGAGCUUGAGAGGUAUAAAAGGAUGCUUGAGGAAUCAACUGAGAAGUGCUGUGAUAUAACUUCAUCAUUAGCGAAGAAGAGUGAGUUGUUGGAAGUAUUUGAGCAGCAGUAUUCCGCGACGAAGACCGAGCUUGAGAGUUAUAAAAGGAUGCUUGAGGAAUCAACUGAGAAAUGCUGUGAUGUAACUUCAUCAUUAGAGAAGAAGAUUGAGUUGUUGGAAGUAUCUGAGCAGCAGUAUUCCGCAAUGCAGAAAGAGCUUGAGAGGUACAAAGAGAUGAUUGAGGAAUUAAAUACCGAAUUGGCUGAAAGAACCAAUGAAGAAAGCGAAGCGGAGUUUGAAUUGGAAAGAUGGAAAUCUGUAGCUGAACGGCUACAAGUUUGCUUAGAAGAAAACCAAGAAAUUCGAAGGGAGAUGGAGACUUCACUUCUUGCACAAAUCGAAAUGGAGCAAAUCCUUAAGCAAGAGAAGGAAAACCUUGAAGCUGCAUUGGAAGUGAAACAUUCAGAAUUCGAAGAAGUUCGAGAUCAACUUGGGAAUAAAGAAAGAACUCUAGAAGGUGUGAUCGAGAAGCUGGAAACUGAUAAAAUCCUCUUGGGCGAUGAAAUACUGAAGCUGACAUCCGAGAAGAAAGAGUUUUUGGACCUUCUCGGAGAUUUCUCUGGCCGGGUUAGUGGGUUUUCUGAUAAAGACACAGAGCUUAUGGCAAGACUAGAGAGUACCAUGCAGAGUAUCAACAAGGCUAAUGAACUGGUGACAGAUUUGAUUGAAAAUGAUGACAAUGAGGAGGUUUAUGACCUGAACAUAGAGAAUGUAAAUACACUUCACACUAGAUCAGCAAAGAAUGUUGAAUUCGAUCUUGAAGGAAGAUCGCCAUUGAAGGAGCGUAAUAUUAGCUGCUAAAAUUUGGCAAGCUAGUAAAUAAUGCUGUUGUUCUCUUGCUUUGUUAGUAGCCAUGUAUCAAAUGGCUCGUUUUUCAUUUUUCUGAUAUUUUCUUUCUAAGCUGUGGCGUGAUUUCUUGCCUAUCUAUAUGUAAGAAAUCAUGGUAUAAUGAUUUGUUUUGAGCUUGUAUAUUACAUCUUUGAGUUCUCUGUCUCUUCUCCUAUUCUUGUUACUUCGAGUUUACAGGAGAUUGUUGAGCAAGGUACUGCAGUUGGAACCUUCACUCUAGAGCAGUUUCGGCCUUUUUUCCAGCAUUCGCUUCCUCACACGUUGAAGUAUGGCAUCUAGGGCUAGGCUCUUCAAGGGAUACAAAGAAGUGCAGCGAGAAAAAGCAGCUGAUCCAGAUAUCCAACUUGUGUGCGAUGACACUAACAUAUUUAAGUGGACUGCCCUUAUUAAGCCUCCUCAAGUGCGGUUCCUAACAAAAAUAUUUCAUCCAAAUGUGCAUUUAAAGACAGGAGAGAUUUGUCUAGACAUCUUGAAAACUGCAUGGAGCCCUGCUUGGACUCUCCAGUCAGUUUGUAGGGCCAUAAUUGCUCUGAUGGCACAUCCAGAAGCUGAUAGCCCUCUUAAUUGUGAUUCAGGAAAUCUUCUUCGGUCUGGUGAUCUAAGAGGAUACCAGUCUAUAGCAAGGAUGUAUACUAAACUUGCUGCAAUGCCUAAGAAAGGAUAAGACAACGCUGAGGAGACGAAUUUCCAGUUUCAUUAAGUAAAG